AUGGGAGCUACGAUAUCCAGCCUAAUGGGCGCGCCCAAGCGGCCCCAGUUUCCUACAGUGCCCACAGACCAAGUACUUCCUAUGCAUGCCUUCGAUGAUACGCCGUUUAUGCGCAAAUGUCCAAUGCUCUGGACGAUACGAUUCGAUGAGAUUCUUGACGCCGAUAUGUUGAACGAAGCACUCUCGAAACUUUUUGAGAUGGACGGAUGGAGAAGACUUGGCGGCAGAAUACGCCUUAACGACCAAGGCAAAGCUGAAGUCCAUGUUCCCAAGGAAUAUUCAGCACAAAGACCAGCUGUUUACUUCACCAAGGCUGCUUAUGACAUGCCCUUUGCAGACCACCCCGAAGCAUCCAAACUACCCACUAGAUCAGAUGCAAUCGCCUUCUUUCCAAAUCCUGCCGAUUUCCAAUCAAUCGGUAUAGGUCCUGGUGCACCAACAUCAUUUGAGGACCUUUGCUCCACCGAUGCACCACAAUUCUCUCUGCACGUUGUCACAUUCCAAGACGGUACACUGGUAUCACUCACCUUUUCACAUAUGACCACUGACCUAGGCGGUUUGUCAUUGGUUCUUGAAGCUUGGUGUGCAAUCCUAGCUGGAAAGCCUGAACAAGUUGCUAAAUUCCCAGGAUACAAAGAUGAUAUUAUGGCUGGGCUGUAUCGAGCUGAAACCACGGAGAAAUCAAAAACCGACGGUUCUCUUCUCUCGGGUUGGAGGCUUGCGGUCUGGGCUCUUAGGGCGGCUUAUGAUGGGUGGAUGUAUCCCCUCGAGUGUCGAAUGCUGCGUGUGCCAGCCAAGGCUAUUAACGCCAUAGUAGCCGAAGCCAGGAGUGAAAUUUCACUUGAGAAAACUACUGACGGCAGCAAACCAUUUGUUUCAGAGAAUGAUGUCAUCUUGGCCCUCUUCAACCGCUCUGUUGCUAAGAGUAUGGGCAGAGGUCGAGCCAUCGUCACUCUCAUCGCCGUCAACCCACGCGAUCGUCUCAAAAACCUCUUCCUUCCCGACUCAGCAUACGUCCAAAACGCACCCUGCGGAGCAUUUUUCUACUGUCCCGUUAAAGACGCACAGGAUCUUCCCCUCGGAAAAGUCGCCAUGCUUUCCCGGCAGGCCGUCGUUGAGUACUUGACCGAAGGACAAAUCAAGGCUGCAGCCAAGGCAGCUUACGAGUCCAUGAUCGAAGGUGGAAACCCGCCUAUCGUGGGUGAUACGACAACUUCAAUGAUUAUGUCGUCUAAUUGGGCCAAGUCGGGGUUCUUGGAUAAGACUGAUUUUGGACCUGCGGUUGUAGGGGGGAGUGGGGGACCUGUGAGGCCGAAUUAUUAUCAUAUGGGAAAGCUUACGCCUAUUAUUUUCCCUGUGUCAGUUGGGAUCAAUAUGGGGCGGGAUGGGGAUGGGAAUUUGUGGCUUGGCGGUGACUUAUCAGCGGCUUCGUGGGCGACGUUGAUGGAGUAUCUGAAGCGGUAUGAAUAG
Molecule: messenger RNA, 1470 nt
Organism: Fusarium odoratissimum NRRL 54006
Lineage: Eukaryota; Fungi; Ascomycota; Sordariomycetes; Hypocreales; Nectriaceae
Exons: 2
Coding region: 1-1470 (489 amino acids)
Molecular function (GO): acyltransferase activity, transferring groups other than amino-acyl groups
Source: RefSeq, a predicted model, not a curated record